This is a messenger RNA of Gossypium arboreum, 504 nucleotides long. RefSeq names its product receptor-like protein kinase FERONIA. Gene Ontology annotation, molecular function: transmembrane receptor protein tyrosine kinase activity. NCBI's taxonomy places the organism in Eukaryota, Viridiplantae, Streptophyta, Magnoliopsida, Malvales, Malvaceae. Gene Ontology annotation, cellular component: plasmodesma; plasma membrane. Bases 1 to 504 code for a protein of 167 amino acids. Gene Ontology annotation, biological process: protein autophosphorylation. The record is from RefSeq and is a predicted model, not a curated record. The transcript has a single exon.
AUGUGGCAGAAAUUAUGGGUUUCCCACAUAGUGGGACCCACUCCCAACAAUCAUCUCUAUGGUUCUGGGUAUGAUCCGCUUCCAUGGAAGCAGAGGCUGGAUAUAUGCAUUGUUUUAUUCGGAGUGCUGUGUGCUAGAAAGCCAAUCGAUCGCCAGCGUUUGAACGAGAAUGAAUGUCAUCUAGCUUAUUGGGCCCGUCAGUCAGUUUUAGAUGGAACCCUUUGUAGUAUCAUAGAUCUAUAUUUGAUGGGGCAGAUGGUGACAGAGUGCUUCUUUAUCUUCAUCGACAUCGCCUAUUCCUGUACUUGUCGAGAGGUAAAUUCACGGCCUGUGAUGGGUGAAGUGGAGUUGAUGCUAGAGCGUGCUUUGGAACUUCAAGAGAAAGCAGAUUCUUAUAAGGCGUCGUUGUGUGCCUUUGUUCCUCAACACAAAUCUAGAGCAGACAGUGACGGUGUAGAAGGUAACUCUGGAAUAUCUGCUAUUGCACAAUACAUUUCUGAUUAA